AUGGGUUUUACACUCAAUUGGAAGCUAAUUUGUGCAACUUUGCUAUUUUUGGGGAUAGGGAUUUCUGAAGUCACUUCCCGUACCCUGAAUGAAGUAUCCAUGAUUGACAGACAUGAGCAAUGGAUAGCUCGUUAUGGAAGAGUUUACAAGGACAAUGUAGAGAAAGAAAUGCGAUUUAAGAUAUUCAAGGAUAAUAUGGAGUUUAUCGAGUGUUUCAACAGUGCUGGUACAAAGCCUUACAAGCUAGGCAUCAAUGAAUUUGCUGAUUUAACCAAUGAGGAGUUUCAAGCUUUUCGUAAUGGUUACAAGAUGUCCUCCAAUCUCAAGUCAUCUAAAACAACUUCGUUUAGGUAUGAAAAUGUGACUGCAGUUCCAUCUAGCAUGGAUUGGAGAAAGAAAGGAGCCGUUACUCCCAUUAAGGAUCAGGGUCAAUGUGGAUGUUGCUGGGCAUUCUCAGCAGUGGCAGCCAUGGAAGGGAUUAACCAGCUCACAACCGGCAAAUUGAUCUCAUUAUCUGAACAAGAACUUGUUGACUGCGACACAAGUGGUGUUGAUCAAGGCUGUGGGGGUGGCCUCAUGGAUGAUGCCUUUGAAUUCAUAAUACACAACAAUGGCCUCACUACCGAAGCCAAUUAUCCAUAUGAAGGAGUAGAUGCAACUUGUAAAACUAAGAAGGUAGCUGUAGCUAAGAUUACCGGUUAUGAAGAUGUGCCUGCCAAUAGUGAGGCGGCAUUGUUGAAGGCUGUUGCCAACCAACCCGUAUCUGUUGCCAUUGAUGCUAGCGGAUCUGACUUCCAAUUCUACUCGAGUGGUGUUUUUACCGGGGAUUGUGGGACUGAAUUAGACCACGGGGUUACAGCAGUUGGGUAUGGGACGAGUGACGAUGGUACUAAGUAUUGGUUGGUCAAGAAUUCUUGGGGUACUAGCUGGGGCGAUAAUGGAUAUAUUAUGAUGGAAAGAGACAUUGCUGCUAAGGAAGGCAUUUGUGGCAUUGCCAUGGAAUCUUCCUAUCCUACUGCUUAA
Molecule: messenger RNA, 1023 nt
Organism: Cornus florida
Lineage: Eukaryota; Viridiplantae; Streptophyta; Magnoliopsida; Cornales; Cornaceae
Product: senescence-specific cysteine protease SAG39-like
Exons: 2
Coding region: 1-1023 (340 amino acids)
Cellular component (GO): lysosome
Molecular function (GO): cysteine-type endopeptidase activity
Source: RefSeq, a predicted model, not a curated record